Messenger RNA from Trematosphaeria pertusa, 576 nucleotides. RefSeq names its product rhamnose mutarotase. The coding region runs from base 208 to 576 and encodes 122 amino acids. Lineage: Eukaryota; Fungi; Ascomycota; Dothideomycetes; Pleosporales; Trematosphaeriaceae. Gene Ontology annotation, molecular function: racemase and epimerase activity, acting on carbohydrates and derivatives. The transcript has 2 exons. The record is from RefSeq and is a predicted model, not a curated record.
CUUCAGAUGAAGAAGUUCAAAGAUAGAUUCACUGGACGCCUCCUCUUCGUCCCUCAAAGCUAAGCCAAGCUAAAAGAUGUCCAGCUCGGUACAUUGAUACACCGAGCAAACUAUCCAUCCGUUACCGGCGUCAAUCACGCACAUGGAUUUACAGUUGGAAGCCUUCCACAUAUACCAGCCUCCUAACAACAAAUUUCAUCCUCCAAAAUGGCAUCCACUCCACAAGGCCCCCGCCGUAUCGGCCAAUAUCUCUACCUCAAGCCCUCCUGCAUCGACGCCUACAAAAAAUGCCACGCAGCCGUCUGGCCCGAAGUCCUCGAGCAAAUCAAGGACUCCAACAUAAAAGACUACUCCAUAUAUCUCUCCCUAACGCCUCGUCCGAUGCUGUUUGCCAGCUUCAAAUAUGUGGGGAAUGCGUGGGAUGAGGAUAUGAAGCGCAUGGCGGCGAACCCGAAGGUGCAGCAGUGGUGGGAAAUGACGGAUGGGAUGCAGGAGAGCCCUGUGGAGGGGGCGGUGGGGAGUAAGAGCGGGCCGGGGUGGUGGGGGCAGACGGAGGAGGUGUUUUAUUUGGAGUAG